Messenger RNA from Thamnophis elegans (Western terrestrial garter snake), 2190 nucleotides. RefSeq names its product CLN5 intracellular trafficking protein (gene CLN5). Gene Ontology annotation, biological process: lysosome organization. Gene Ontology annotation, molecular function: hydrolase activity, acting on glycosyl bonds. The coding region runs from base 88 to 1098 and encodes 336 amino acids. Gene Ontology annotation, cellular component: lysosomal membrane; lysosome. The record is from RefSeq and is a predicted model, not a curated record. NCBI's taxonomy places the organism in Eukaryota, Metazoa, Chordata, Lepidosauria, Squamata, Natricidae. The transcript is spliced from 4 exons.
GGGACCCGGCUCAGCUGACGGCGGGAGCGCGCACGCUCUGGAACUGCCGCGCAAACCGGAGCGGUUUCAGUCUCCUGGGCGCCCGGGAUGGCGCAGCGGACGGCGCUCCGGUUGCUGCUGCUGCUGCUACUGCUACCGCCGGGCGGCCGGGCGAAGGUGUGCGAGGGCCAGGGCCGCUGGCCGGUUCCAUACAGGCGCUUCGAUGGCCGUCCCCGGCCGGAUCCCUUCUGCCAGGCGCGGUACACCUUCUGCCCCAGCGGCUCUGCCUUGCCGGAGAUGCGGGAGACGGACGUCCUGGCCGUGUAUCGCUUGCAGGCGCCCGUCUGGGAGUUCAAAUACGGAGGGCUUCUGGGCCACCUGAAAAUUAUGCACGAUGCUGUGGGCUUCAGAAGCGCCUUGACUGGGAAGAACUACACAAUGGAAUGGUACGAGUUGUUCCAGCUUGGCAACUGCACCUUCCCACACCUGCGGCCUGAGGACCCCGCCCCCUUCUGGUGCAACCAGGGGGCGGCCUGUUUCUAUGAAGGGAUUGAGGAUGCCCACUGGAAGGAAAAUGGCACCCUGGUCCAGGUGACUACAAUUUCAGGAGCUAUCUUCAAUCAAAUGGCAAAAUGGGUGAAAUACGACAAUGAAACUGGCAUUUACUAUGAGACCUGGAUGGUUAAAAGCAGCCCAGAAAAAAAUUCCCGGGUCUGGUUUGAAGCUUAUGAGUGCUCCAAAUUUGUACUACGGACCUAUCAGAAGCUGGCUGAGCUGGGGGCCGUUUUCAAGAAGAUCCAAACGAAUUACACAACCAUUACUCUCUUCAGCGGAGAACCUGUUUGCCUGGGCAAUGAGACGACUCUCUUUGGGCCGCUGGGGAACAAAUCCAUGGCGUUAGCGAUUAGGAACUUCUACUUGCCCUUCAAACCGUAUCAUUCGGUGAAGGAGUUCUUCCUUAACCUAUUGAAGAUACUUGAGGAGGUCGUUCUGGAUCGUCGGUUUUACUUGUUUUACAAUCUGGAAUAUUGGUUUUUGCCCAUGAAAUACCCCUACCUGAAAGUAGCGUAUGAAGAAAUCCCAUUGCCUAACUCAAAUGCUACCAAAUUCAAUGCGUAAUUCUUGCCCGUUUUAAGCCAUUCUCGGUGGGCUCGAAUCCCUUUGUAAGAUGGUGUCCGUCUCGCCAAAUUCUGGCUUUGUGGCAGUGUUAAGGAGCAGGAUGGUUUUAACUGGGUCUUUAAUUCACCUCUAUUACGGUCUGUUUCAGUGGAAUCACGCUUUGGCGGAUAGCGGUGCAGUAGGAUCACAAGGAUGAGUGGCUGUGGAUGAUUGUAAUUGUAGUCUAAUAGAGGCCGGGGAACGUCAGAUUAAGUUUUGCAUUUCUCUUCCUUGACGAAUGUCUUUGAAUGGCAAAUGCUGGAAGUUUGUAGAACGCUGGGUGGAUCCAAAACAAUGGUGCCUCGAACCUGUUAGCAGUGGGCAAUUUGUCAGAUGAAAGUAAGCAAGCACUGAUGAUGUUACCUAGCUUGGUAAUGAAACAGUCUGCAAGAAAACCACCAAGGCCAGAGAGCACUGAGGACCCCACAGAAAGUAAGCUAGUAAACCCCUGCCGGAGAAGAUCGAAAGAUUGAUCCUGUAACGUCUUAAAUAAAAUUCAUGCCUGAAUGACCGCAUAUGGUAUUCAGGAAUGCAGAGAAUGGUACACAGGCUUUCAACGCUUGAUACUCAGUUGAUCAGCAGUUAUCCAUUUCCCUAGAUGGGUACACAGAGGAUUGUAAACUUUGGCACGUGCCUCUGUAGCCAUACAUCAAUAUUUGGUACGGAUUAACAACUGCAUUAAGUGUUCCUCCUCCCACAUCCUAUCUAAGAACACAACAGAACAAGAGUUGGAAGGGUUCUGUAGGUCAUCUAGUCCAACCCCUGCCCAAGCAGGAGACCCUACCCCAUUUGUGACCGAUGGCAAUCCAGCCUUUUCUUGAACCUGAGAUCCAAAUUUAGCAAGCUCGGCACAGCAAUCCUGUGGCAGCUGGCGGGCCACAACAAAGAGGUUAUAAAUGUGAGGAUUGGUUGUAGAGUUACUUUUUCAUCAUCAUCAUAAUUACAAAUGGUUGCUAAACAAGGCUGUUGCUAAGCAAGGGCUACUUUGCAGAGACUGGAAAUUGUUUGCACAGAUUAAACUGUUCUUUGUGAAAAAUAAAUGGCUUCAAGAUA